AUGGAUGCCACUGGUGUGAAUGGAAACCAAGGAUUUUUUCAUUUUGCGUAUGCUUUAGUUCCUGGAGAAGACAUUGAAGGGUGGGAGUGGUUUAUGGAGAACCUGCAACAUUGUGUCGACUCUCGUCCUAUCACCUUUAUCACUGAUCGUCAUGAAGGGCUGAAGCAAAGGAUUCCCAAGUAUUUUCCCAACUCUUAUCAUAGUUACUGUUUCCAUCAUUUGAAGAAUAACCUCCCCAUCAAGAAAUCACAUGAGAAGUAUAAACAACUUCAAGAUUUGUUCCAUAAAGCUGCAUACUACUAUAGUGUUGCUAAAUAUGAGUCUGCUUUAAAUGAGAUGUGUAUCAUAGGAUGUGGUUGGGUUGCCAAGUACAUCAGAAAUAUCGAUCCCAAGCACUGGACAAAUGCUUUCUUCGUAGGAUGUAGGUAUGGAACACACUCGUCAACUAUUGCAGAGUCUUUCAAUAACUGGAUUCUUCCUGAAAGGGAUCUGCCUUCAGCUGCUCUUGUUGAUGAGAUUAGGAUAAAGAUUAUGAGGAUGAGUGCAAAAAGGCGUGAGCUCUGUAGAAAUUAUAGUGAUAGUUUGACUCCCAUUUAUAAAGAUCUACUCAAGUCACAUGUCGAUAUAGGGCGUCCAUGGAGUGUUACGGAGUCAGGUAAUGGUAUAUAUGAGGUUCACUGUCCUAGCUCUCAUGCUGUUGAUCUGAUGCAUAUGACGUGCACUUGCCAGAGAUGGAAAGUGUUUGGUUUCCCCUGUGCUCACGCCACUACUUAUAUUACUAUGAGUGGUAUUGAGGUGUUGAGGUUUGUUCAGCCUUACUUUGGUUCGAAUCAUUUUUGCCAUAUGUAUGCUCCUACAAUUCGACCCAUUCCCAAUUACGACGGGCCAGAAGCGUAUGAACCUGACGAGAGAGUUUUACCUGGUAUUCCAAGGCCACCUCCAGGAAGACCACCAAAGAAGCGCAUUCGUGGUGCUUAUGAUAAUGAGAGGAGGCCUAUGAAGUGCUCAAAUUGCAAGAAGAUUGGGAACCACAACGAAGCUACCUGUCGUGUAUUAAUGCUGGAGUAG
Messenger RNA from Papaver somniferum (opium poppy), 1068 nucleotides. RefSeq lists its product as uncharacterized. The transcript is spliced from 2 exons. The record is from RefSeq and is a predicted model, not a curated record. Gene Ontology annotation, molecular function: zinc ion binding. Lineage: Eukaryota; Viridiplantae; Streptophyta; Magnoliopsida; Ranunculales; Papaveraceae. Bases 1 to 1068 code for a protein of 355 amino acids.